Prorocentrum cordatum is the source of this 1419-nucleotide messenger RNA. The record is from the annotation of a GenBank genome assembly. Lineage: Eukaryota; Dinophyceae; Prorocentrales; Prorocentraceae.
AGAGACCAGAUGACCUUCGCUACCAUCGGGCAGACGGUGCUCACGACCAGUGCAGACGAUGUCGACGACGGCCACCACAUCCUGGAGAUGCGCACGCCCCCGGCGCGCGCAGACGUGGAGAGGGACCUGGACUGGAAGACGGAGGACGUGGAGGUCUACAAGAAGAAAGGACGGCAUAUCAACCUGGUGAAGGAGGCGAACGAGGACAUGCCAGAGGUGAAGCUGGUGGUGCUGACGAAGAAGCAUAGGAGGUCACUGGAGUCCGCGGCGGCAGGAGCUCGGAUCGAGAAACGGAGCGACGUCGACGUGCUGGAGUUGUUCUCGCCGCUUCGAGUGGCACAGGCGGCGGCAGCUGCUGGUGUCACCAGCCUCGGGGCGCCCAACCUGAAGACGGGAUGGGAUCUGGACAGGCCCCAUGUCAGGCGACAGGCGGAGGAGAUCGUCGAGACCGAGAGGCCGUGGCUAUUGACCAUGUCACCGCCAUGCCGGAUGUUAUCCAAGUUGCAGAGUCUCCACCCCGUUCCGAAGGACAUGGGUCGGUGGAUCUGGGACAACAAGAAGGGCAGUUGGCUACGUACGCUGGUGUAUCAUGAUGGCCCGAAGCAGAUGGCGCUAGGCGGAAUCUUUCUGCUCGAGGCGCCGCUGGGAGGUGGAACAUGGGCGCUUGCGGAGAUGGCGGCCUUUCUGAGCGAAGUCAAGGAUCAGGUGUACGUGGUGAAGACGGCAGGAUGUGCGCUCGGCCUGACCGAGCCGGACACGGGCAAUCUGUUCGCCAAACAAUGGCAAUUCCUGACGAACGACCGGGUGAUAGCGGAGACGGUGGAGGUGCUCUGUCAAGGCUGCCACGAACACGUGCAUGCGAUCGGCGUCAUGAAAAGCGGACUGAAGAGGAGCGAGCACACGGAGACGUAUGCCAACCCGCUGCUGGUCCGCAUCGUGCAGGGAGCGCUGGCAGCGCUAGACAAGAAAAGGGCCGUGGAAGUUCUGACAGCCGCGACGGAACAGAAGGAUAUGACCAAACCCACGGAGAAUCAUAUCAAAGUGGCUUUGGUGAGGCUGCACAAGAACCUGGAACACCCAGGAACUGACACCCUCGUCCGUGUACUACGUGAUGGAGGUGCCUGUGAGAAGGCGAUGGAGUUGGCGAAGCAACUGGUGUGCGACGUGUGCAAUCAGCAUGUGAAACCUAAGGUCCUGCAACCAGCGGCGCUUUCGAAGGACCCGCCCCCAGUGCCCACGCUUUCCAUCGACGUGAAGCACCUGCCGGGCUGGAUCGGCGGCCUUGUGACUGCGAAGAGCCUGAACAUCGUUGACGUGGGCUCCGAGCUGCAGCAAGUGGAGCCGUCGUUGCUUGAGCAGGAGGCGUCGCAUGUGCUGCGCGCCCUGUACCACCAAGACCACAAGACGUGGGCGCAGUAA